Messenger RNA from Phytophthora sojae, 312 nucleotides. RefSeq lists its product as hypothetical. The coding region runs from base 1 to 312 and encodes 103 amino acids. The record is from RefSeq and is a predicted model, not a curated record. The transcript has a single exon. NCBI's taxonomy places the organism in Eukaryota, Oomycota, Peronosporomycetes, Peronosporales, Peronosporaceae.
AUGGAUCAGAACAAGACGUGCGAUGCCGACACGCUGUGGAAGCAUACACGGCAAGGCUUCAAGCGAGAGCAGCAGUUCAACGCAGCCCAAGAUCUACUGGAGGCCAUGGAUGUGGUCGACAUCCUGGCUCACGACCUUAUGAUCGGACACGGAACGCAACUUUGCCCCGGCAACGACUGCAACAUCUAUUACCGUAGUCAAGAAUGGCGCCGCGAACAACCAUUCCACUCACCGAUGGAACUACCUCGAACGCAGUACUACUGCCGAUGCCAGAGUUUGCGUCCAGGCUGCUCACCGACUUCGAUGGCCUAA